Linum tenue is the source of this 1665-nucleotide messenger RNA. The record is from the annotation of a GenBank genome assembly. Lineage: Eukaryota; Viridiplantae; Streptophyta; Magnoliopsida; Malpighiales; Linaceae.
AGCGGAAUCAUUCCACCACCAUCUGACUUCAUUUCCCCAGCGAAACAAAGAAAUCCAUCCUCAGACUCUCUCUCCGCCAUCUCCCUCUCCACGACCAUAGCCUGCUAGCUAAACCCCUCCUCUGUUUGUAUCAGUUUCCCAUUCCUCCAACCCCGAUGUCAACUAACCCCGCUUCUCCCCCAACCGACCCUCCAGCCAGUAUCCUCCACGCGCCGCUUCUUCACUCACAGCAUGACUCUCCAAAUUCCUCCUCCUCGCCUCCGUCUCCCAUCGAUGGCCGCUCCACUUCGCUGGCGGUUCUGCUCGGCCGGGCCACGGGAAGGCGCGGUCCUUCCCUCCUUGUCAGGGAAUCGGCCGCGCGUGAGCUCGAGGAGCGACGCGUCGACUGGGGCUACUCCAAGCCGGUUGUCGCCGUCGACAUGCUAUGGAACAUUGCCUUCGUCUUGGCGUCAUUCACGAUGUUGAUGUUGACCACCAAGGAGAGGCCUAACACGCCGAUCAGGGUUUGGAUCUGCGGCUACGCUCUUCAGUGCUUGGUCCACGUGGUGCUGGUGUGGCUGGAGUAUCGGAGGAGGAACGGCUCCGGCAGGGCGGCGUCUAGUGAUGGUGAUCGUAGGCGCCGGCAGGAGGAAGUGGAUGGUGGGAGCUUGGAUAGUGAAGAUGACGAUGGGACUGAUCGGCCUUCCUUCACUACCAGAUUCCUUAGUUUUGUGAAACGAUGCGAGUCAGUGAAUACAAUGGCAUCAUUUGUGUGGUGGAUCGUCGGCUUUUAUUGGGUGGUCUCUGGGGGCGAUCUCCUGUUGCAGACUGCUCCUCGCUUGUACUGGUUGGCUGUGGUCUUUCUGGCAUUUGAUGUGUUCUUUGCAAUCUUCUGUGUUGUCCUGGCAUGCUUGAUUGGCAUUGCUCUUUGUUGCUGCUUGCCAUGCAUCAUAGCAAUUCUUUAUGCUGUAGCAGGACAGGAAGGUGCAUCAGAUGCCGACCUCGGUCUCCUCCCUAAAUACAGAUUCCAGAUGUUGAACAAUGCUGAGAAACUCAAUUCUGAGGCAGGGAAAAUGGUUCCAGUUGAGACUAGCAGCCUAUACGUAGCACAGGAGCGGAUGCUACUGCCUGAAGAUGCUGAAUGCUGCAUAUGUCUGACAUCUUAUGAUGAUGGAGCGGAGCUUCAUACCCUACCAUGCAACCAUCAUUUCGAUUCCAGCUGCAUUAUAAGAUGGCUUAAGAUGAAUGCAACUUGUCCUCUCUGCAAGUACAACAUUCUGAAAGGAAACGAGCAGGUAUAAAUUCAUAAGUGACAGAAGGAAUUCUGAGAAUGAGCCAGCCACCGCAACUUUGUUCCAGCCAAGGCUCCGGGGGAGCAAAGCAAUCGGUUGUAAAUAGAGAACCCGCAGUUAAAGAUGAUAUAGUGUAUUCUUGCUUAUAGCUCGUAGCCUGGAGGGGUUUAUUGUGUCAUGUCUUAGUUCUUUGUCAUCCAAUAAUUUGCUAUUAGUGUUUUCAAACUCUUUUUUCAGCUUUGCCUUAUCUGAACAUUUAGGACGAGUCCCCGGAGACUGUUCUGGAAGUUUAAUUGAGUAUGUUCGAGCUUUGUAAUAUGUUUACUAGUUGAUGUGACCAAAGCAGCUAUAAGAUUUUUUAUGAUUUUCUUGAUGCCGCCUUUCUUGAAUUCGA